This is a messenger RNA of Miscanthus lutarioriparius, 2211 nucleotides long. The record is from the annotation of a GenBank genome assembly. NCBI's taxonomy places the organism in Eukaryota, Viridiplantae, Streptophyta, Magnoliopsida, Poales, Poaceae.
AUGCUCUCUCUCUCUGCCACAGCCCGCCAUGGCCGAGUCGAGCUCGCGCUCGCAGCCGCUGUCGUUCUUUGCCUCUGCGCCGCCGGUGUGCCCGUGAGUCCCUACCCCACCUACACUGUGUGCCACUGCUACGCUGCUCCAUUGGGAUGCUGUGCGCGCGAGGCUGCCGCUGUCCCUGUGUCGGUCCCCCUCCGACUCGCUUCCCGCUGCGUCCUUUGCGUGCUCGUCGAGCCAUGGAGGCCGAAGCCGCACCGACGCCAGGCCGCUGCCGCCACCGCCUUCCCCUGCUCGCACCGCGCCUUUGGCGGGAAUCAGUCGGAGCCCGUCCUUCCUCUGCUCCUCUGCUACGCCAAAGGAAGGAGAAGGGCGCUCGGCGGGUUGGGGAACAAGGCGCGAAUGGGGAUCGCGGAGGUGGCUCUCCACACCAUGCCGGGGGCGUUCACCACCCACUCCCCAGCAUCCAUUCUGUCCCUCAGGGCAGUCGCUAGGAGGAGGAACAGGAACACCAAUUCGGUGCCCAACGCCAGGGCACUGCAAGGCCUCCUAAGGGUCCCGAGGCUGAGGUCCGUCAGGGGGCUGUGGUGCCAGCGGAUCGAUGACCUUGCGAGGGUCACAGAGGGGAACGGAACUUGGGUCAAGGAUGCCAUGAAUAACACCGGCCAGGUUCUUGGCGACGUCAGCGUGCCUGUUCAGGCUGUUGGUGGCAAUGGUGGUCUAAAUGGGAGUGCUGCCAAGCCUCCACCUCAGAGGCGGAAGUCCUCAUCGGUUGAGGAUGAGGCCUGGGAACUUCUGCAGGAGUCAAUGGUUUACUAUUGUGGUAGUCCUGUUGGGACGAUUGCUGCCAACGAUCCAAAUGACAGUGAUCCGGUGAACUACGAUCAGGUGUUUAUUCGGGACUUCAUACCAUCCGGCAUUGCUUUUCUACUGAAGGGGGAAUAUGAAAUUGUGCGUAAUUUCAUUCUACACACCCUUCAGCUUCAGAGCUGGGAGAAGACAAUGGACUGCCAUAGUCCAGGUCAAGGUUUAAUGCCCGCCAGCUUCAAAGUGCGGACAAUUCUGCUUGAUGGUGAUGAGGAUGCAACUGAGGAGGUCUUGGAUCCUGAUUUUGGGGAGGCCGCAAUAGGCCGCGUGGCACCUGUUGAUUCAGGUCUAUGGUGGAUCAUAUUGCUUAGGGCAUAUGGAAAAUGUUCAGGGGAUCUGUCAUUACAGGAGAGAAUUGAUGUCCAGACUGGAAUGAAAAUGAUUCUGAAGCUUUGUUUAGCUGAUGGUUUCGACAUGUUCCCUACAUUACUCGUAACUGAUGGUUCAUGCAUGAUUGAUCGUCGAAUGGGAAUCCAUGGGCAUCCACUUGAAAUUCAGGCACUCUUCUAUUCAGCCCUCUUGUGUGCGCGUGAGAUGUUGACUCCAGAAGACGGAUCAGCUGACUUAAUUCGUGCCCUGAACAAUAGACUUAUUGCACUGUCCUUUCAUAUCAGGGAGUACUACUGGCUUGACAUGCAAAAAUUGAAUGAGAUAUAUCGAUAUAAGACAGAAGAAUAUUCUUAUGAUGCUGUCAACAAGUUCAACAUAUACUCUGAUCAGAUUUCUCCAUGGCUUGUUGAGUGGAUACCUCCUAAGGGGGGUUACUUUAUUGGAAACCUCCAGCCAGCUCAUAUGGACUUCCGAUUCUUUUCACUGGGAAAUUUAUGGUCAAUAGUAAGCAGCUUGGCAACAACUCAUCAGUCGCAUGCCAUUUUAGAUCUUAUUGAGUCUAAAUGGUCUGAUUUAGUGGCAGAGAUGCCACUAAAGAUAUGCUAUCCUGCUCUUGAGAACCAGGAAUGGAAAAUAAUCACUGGGAGUGACCCUAAAAACACGCCUUGGUCGUACCACAAUGGAGGAUCCUGGCCAACAUUACUGUGGCAGCUCACAGUGGCAUGCAUCAAGAUGAACAGACCAGAGCUUGCAGCCAAAGCUAUAGAGGUAGCUGAGAGGCAUAUUGCUACAGACAAAUGGCCUGAAUACUACGACACCAAGAGAGCACGCUUCAUUGGGAAACAGGCACGGCUGUACCAAACGUGGUCUAUUGCUGGGUUCCUAGUAGCCAAGCUACUGAUAGAAAAACCAGACGCUGCUAGGAUUCUGUGGAACGAUGAGGAUGCAGAAAUCCUUAAUGCUUUGAGCACAAACAGAAAGCGGGGCAAGAAAGUGUUGAAGAAAACAUACAUUGUGUGA